Molecule: messenger RNA, 1986 nt
Organism: Carassius gibelio (silver crucian carp)
Lineage: Eukaryota; Metazoa; Chordata; Actinopteri; Cypriniformes; Cyprinidae
Exons: 3
Coding region: 1320-1952 (210 amino acids)
Molecular function (GO): nucleic acid binding
Source: RefSeq, a predicted model, not a curated record
CUUUAUCACAGAAUAUCUGUUAGCAGCACUUGUUACACUUCAUUUUAAUGACGUUUUUGUAAAUGAAGAUCACCGCGGACAGGCUGCAGACAGCACACAUACUGAUAAGACGUUCGGGAGAAAACAAACACAUAACUUCAUAAUCAUACUUGGCGUUGUGAUUCGGAGAUGCUUGUUGGUCUAAAUAAAGUUAUAAAGGGGGGGGGCGGAGAUUAUUAUGCAAAGUGUUCCUAGUGACGUACAUAGAGAUGGGCAAAAGAUUUGAAAUCUAUAACGACUCGUUUCAGCGAUUCAGAGUCGACUCCUUACUUUAGAAGCCAAUAACUUUAUAAAUCGUGUACUUUUUGGUUUAAUUACUUUCCACAUUGUUUACACUGAUGGAUAGCUACAUCGUACACUGUAAUACGAGUAAUUUUUUAUUUCCCAUCUGUGUGGCUCUUUAAAUGUUAUAAUUUUAUAGACUGCAAGAUUUCAGACACAAGGGUUGAAAAAACAUGUUCCUCAUUUAGAGAAGAAAGUAAACUUUCUAAAACACUGAAAAAAAGAAAUCUGAACAUUUGUUAAAUAGCAGGGAAACACACAGAGAAGAUCCAUCAUAAAUUCUGACAACAGAGAAAACAAAAGUUGAAACGUUGUAAUUAAACAGACUAAACAGAGCUUUUAGUUUUGCAAAAUUAUUUACACUUACAGUUUUUUCUGAAUGCUUAAGCGAUAAUCGUGAUUCUUGUAGCACAAUUUCUAAAACUAUUAAUACGUAUAGCAAAACCACUCUCUGAGUUUGCAAAACUAAAAGCACAAACACUGCUUUGCACUCAGUUUGCAAUUUUGUAACACACACUUUGCAAAACUGUAGGCACAAUUCACUGCACAACACUCUUUUUUCAGAACUUUAAACACAACUCACUGCUUACACUCAAUUACCAAAUUUCCAACACACUCCUAGCAAAAUUAUACACAUGUAUGGCUAUCAUUAACACUAUUUUGCCAACUGUCUGGCACAUUUUCACAUGUAAAAACUGUUUAAGAUAAUUAGUUCACUUUGCAAUCAGCCUAAGCACUAUAAAUAAGCCACAGGUAAGCUGUCUGUGUGGAGUACAAUGGAAGGAGCAGUAAGAGUGAGAAGAGUGAGAAUCAGAGGAGGCCGAGGGGGCCGAGUGAGAGGACGUGGAGGUGAACAAGCGAGAGGGUUAGAGGAAGUUAGAGGACAAGGAGGAGCAAGAAGAGGACGAUGACGGGAAAGAGGAAGUGUAAGAAGAGUAAGAAAUAGAAUAACUGAUGACAUCAGAGCUACAAUAGUGGACCGUGUCAUAAACCAUGGGAUGACCCUGAGGGAAGCUGGCCAACAGGUUCAGCCUUAUUUGAGCCGCUACACUGUGGCAAGCAUCAUUAGGACAUUUCGAAAUACUAAUCGAAUUGCUAGACGUCCAGAUGUUGGGGGCAGAGGAAGAAUGUUCACUCCAGAGCAAGAGACCCAUAUAGUGAACAUGGUGAUUGCCAAUAAUGCAAUAAGACUGCGCGAAAUACAGCAGCGCAUAAUUGAUAAUGACACCAUCUUUCAAAAUAUACACAGUGUAAGGAUUUCUGCACUAAGUCGUGUACUUGCGCGCCACAGAAUAAGAAUGAAGCAAAUUCACAGAGUUCCUUUCGAGAGAAACACAGAACGUGUAAAGCAACUGCGUUAUGACUAUGUGCAGAGAGGGAUGGAACUAGAAGCAGAUGCCAUGGGACAAGAGCUACUUUUUGUAGAUGAGGCCGGUUUUAACCUCAGUAAAACCAGGAGAUGUGGCAGGAACAUUACUGGACACCGUGCCAUCAUCAAUGUCCCAGGACAACGUGGUGGUAACAUAACCAUGUUUGCAGCUAUAAGCCAAAAUGGUGUUGUUCACCAUCAUGCCAACCAUAGGCCCAUACAACACUGCACACAUUAUUGCAUUCCUGGACACCUUACAUGACAUGCUCACUGUUCAGAGACCAGAGCAUACCCGA